Molecule: messenger RNA, 444 nt
Organism: Auanema sp. JU1783
Lineage: Eukaryota; Metazoa; Nematoda; Chromadorea; Rhabditida; Rhabditidae
Source: the annotation of a GenBank genome assembly
AUGAUCGGAUCCGGAGCUGGAAUCGCAUUCGGAAGCGAAUUCUUCAAUCGCGAAACUCCAGUUCAUAUCCCUCUCGAUGGAUUCCGCAAUAGCCGACGUGUUCGUUUGGUUGUCGUCCCUAAUCAUAACGGAGACCGUUUCGCCGUAGAUCUCCGUACCGGAGAUGACAUUGCUCUCCACUUCAAUCCUCGUUUCAAUGAGGGAGCUAUCAUCACCAACCAUACCGUGAGCGAACACUGGCAACACGAGGGUAAAAGUGAUUCACUCCCAUUCGAACACGGAAAGGCCUACACCUUGGAGUUCGUUUCAGCUGACACAGAAAUUCACGUCUACCUCAACGGAAACUCAUUGCUCUCCUACUCUACCCCUUACGCAUUAGAGGACGUCAGAUCACUCGAUGUCUCCGGAAAUGUUCAUGUUCACUCCGUUCAUGUCAUCUACUAA